Molecule: messenger RNA, 2659 nt
Organism: Drosophila hydei
Lineage: Eukaryota; Metazoa; Arthropoda; Insecta; Diptera; Drosophilidae
Product: cytoplasmic dynein 1 intermediate chain
Exons: 10
Coding region: 258-2222 (654 amino acids)
Biological process (GO): transport along microtubule
Cellular component (GO): cytoplasmic dynein complex
Molecular function (GO): dynein light chain binding; dynein heavy chain binding
Source: RefSeq, a predicted model, not a curated record
AUUGAUAUUUACGGUUACACUAGAUCUAUUCGCAAAACAUUGCAGUCGCGUUUUCAAUUGGAAUAAAAUGUUAUUUUAAUUACAAUUGGAAUAUAUACAAUUAGUUUGCAAACAACAUUUCAAGCUUUCGAACUGCACUUGCUGUAGUAGUAGUUGUUGUUGUUGUAUUCCCGUGUUCGCCUGAAAAUCGCCCACCCCCUACUCCUUACUGAAGAGCAGCAGCUGUGAACAGUGUCGAGCGUUGCCACACCUCAAAAAUGGAUCGAAAGGCUGAGCUGGAGCGGAAAAAGGCCAAAUUGGCAGCACUGCGCGAGGAGAAGGAUCGCCGGCGCCGCGAAAAAGAAAUCAAAGACAUGGAAGAGGCAGCCGGCCGCAUUGGCACCGGCACUGGCAUCGACAAGGAUCAACGCAAAGAUUUAGAUGAAAUGCUUUCGUCACUAGGCGUUGCGCCCGUUUCGGAAGUGUUGUCCUCGCUGUCGUCAGCCAAUUCGCUAACCUCGGAUAAUUCCAAUACACAAACGCCCGAUGUCAGCCUACAGGCAAAUGUCAAUGGACAGGGCGCCGGCAAGAAGCAACCUUUGAAUCUGAGCGUCUAUAAUGUGCAGGCCACAAACAUUCCACCAAAGGAGACGCUCGUCUAUACGAAGCAAACACAGACCACAAGCACCGGCGGACACGAACGUGAUGGAUAUAUGGAGGAUUGGUGGCGUCCACGUAAAGCUCAUGCAACGGAUUAUUAUGAUGAAUACAAUCUUAAUCCGGGUUUAGAGUGGGAGGAUGAAUUCACAGGAGAUGACGAAGAGAGCUCGCUGCCACAUCUGGAUCAUGGUUUUAGUUCCAAGCUGCCGCCUGGCUAUCUCACUCACGGUCUGCCCACGGUGAAGGAUGUGGCCCCAGCCAUAACACCGCUCGAACAAAAGAAGGAACAGGAGGAGAAGAAGGAAGUCAAGGAACUAUCGGAGGAGCAAAAACAAAUGAUCAUCUUAUCGGAGGAUUUUCAAAGGUUCGUAUUGCGUGCAGGUCGUGUCAUUGAACGUGCUCUCUCGGAGAAUGUGGACAUAUACACCGAUUACAUUGGCUGCGGCGAUAAUGAGGAGGCAAACGAUGAACGCUCGCAUGCUCGUCUCUCACUGAAUCGUGUCUUUUACGAUGAGCGCUGGUCCAAGAAUCGCUGUAUCACUAGCAUGGAUUGGUCCACCCACUUUCCGGAAUUGGUUGUAGCCUCCUAUCACAACAACGAGGAGAGUCCCAAUGAACCAGACGGCGUCGUUAUGGUCUGGAAUACGAAGUUCAAGAAGCAAACGCCCGAGGAUGUUUUCCAUUGUCAGAGUGCCGUGAUGUCCACCUGCUUUGCCAAAUUUAAUCCCAAUCUAAUACUCGGCGGCACAUACUCCGGUCAGAUUGUACUUUGGGAUAAUCGCGUACAGAAACGUACGCCCAUACAACGCACACCAUUGAGUGCUGCUGCCCAUACACAUCCUGUUUACUGUCUGCAAAUGGUGGGUACACAGAAUGCUCACAAUGUCAUCUCCAUAUCAUCGGAUGGCAAAUUGUGUUCGUGGUCCUUGGAUAUGUUGUCGCAGCCGCAGGAUACGCUGGAGUUGCAGCAGCGUCAAUCGAAGGCAAUUGCCAUUACAUGCAUGGCCUUCCCGGCCAACGAGAUCAACAGCCUGGUCAUGGGCAGUGAGGAUGGAUAUGUCUAUUCAGCUUCAAGGCACGGAUUGCGCUCCGGCGUCAAUGAGGUGUUUGAAAGGCAUUUGGGUCCCAUAACGGGCAUCUCGACGCACUAUAAUCAAUCGUCGCCCGACUUUGGGCAUCUGUUUUUGACCUCAUCAAUCGAUUGGACCAUCAAGCUCUGGUCGCUCAAGGAUACAAAGCCUUUGUACUCAUUUGAGGAUAACUCGGAUUAUGUGAUGGAUGUCGCCUGGUCGCCCGUUCAUCCCGCUUUAUUUGCUGCUGUCGAUGGUAGCGGUCGCCUUGAUUUAUGGAAUCUCAAUCAAGAUACCGAAGUACCAACGGCAUCAAUCGUCGUCGAUGGUGCGCCAGCGCUCAAUCGCGUCUCCUGGACGCCAUCGGGUCUCCAUGUCACCAUCGGUGACGAGGCGGGCAAGCUCUAUGUCUAUGAUGUGGCUGAGCAUUUGGCGUUGCCAUCGCGCGAUGAAUGGUCGCGAUUCAAUGCGACACUCAAUGAGCUCAAAAUGAAUCAGAACGAUGAGGUCUAAGCAGCAAACAACAACAGCAGCAACAACAACUAACCCAGGCAUUAGUUUAUAAUAAUGAUAUAUGGAACAACAAAACAAAAAGCGUUUCGUUUAUACACAAACAAAAAAUCGUUAUUAUGCAUCGCCAAAAAAUGUUGGGGAAAUAUCUAAUUUAUAUGCUUCAAUUUAUCAUAAUGCAAUCAUCCCCAGCCCCCCCUUAAAUAUGAAAUAUUUAUUUAUAUGCUUGAGUGUAUCAGAAUUCAAUCAAAAUACAAGUCUUAUACACGUUUCCACCCAUAUUCCACGAUUGCGAGUUGGUUGCUUAGACUCGCCUUCAAGCGUAAAGUUCAUUCAAAAUGAAUUUACACUGGCCUACAUAAAAUUCAAAUAAUACGAUUGCGUUACAUAAUUGAAACGAUUUUGAGUUUAUAAUACGACGAAACGUUUUGUUCUGAUUU